Daldinia loculata is the source of this 2915-nucleotide messenger RNA. RefSeq names its product chromatin assembly factor 1 subunit A-domain-containing protein. The transcript is spliced from 3 exons. NCBI's taxonomy places the organism in Eukaryota, Fungi, Ascomycota, Sordariomycetes, Xylariales, Hypoxylaceae. The record is from RefSeq and is a predicted model, not a curated record. Gene Ontology annotation, cellular component: nucleus; CAF-1 complex. Bases 327 to 2345 code for a protein of 672 amino acids. Gene Ontology annotation, biological process: nucleosome assembly.
GCGUUUCCUUCCUUAGGCACCUUGGUUUUCGCGUUUGAACGCGUUCUUUGAUCCACCAGCUAAUCCUGGACAAUCGCUCAACUCGACCACUCCUUCACCAAUUGACUUCUAACCAAGACAAUUUGGUGAAGCCUCAUACUACUGCAUAUUACUGUCUCCCAAAGAGACUUGCUGAGUUUGACUUGUCUGCAUUUACCCGCGAUUCUCUAUUGGAUCUAAACUUCUCCAGUCCUCAUUCUAUAAUCAACCUGAUCUUAGAUUGACUGCUAGUUUAUUGCCCUUAUCCUGUAAUGUGCUAGGGAGCCCGCCCUUAAUCAAUUACCUCAAUGCCUCUAUUUUCGAUAUCCCCAAAUAUCCAGGAGUCACCAACAACACCGUGGAAAAGAACGCACGAGGACUUUGUUGACACCCCUAGCCAGCUUGCCAUCGGAGAGCCUUCUCAUUCGGAGAACCCAGGAAAGCUGAAAUCUGCUGAAAUAUCUGUCCCUUCUAUUAACCCUCCACAGCUGCCUACAUCAAUGGCGACAAUGGAUGCAACCCCAGGAAGUAGCCCCGCGGCUUUAACUGAAGCCGGAUCCAGUCCAGCAAUGAGGAAAUCACUCUCACCGAAUAAGACACCCUUGUCAUCUCCCUCAGCAUCGGGCAGCACAGCUUCUCAGCCCACACAGACAGCUUUUCUUUCCGCGCCUACAACUCAAAAAGCCCAAGGAGCCAAGCGAAAACCCCCGUCAACCAUCGAGGAGAAGCUCAACGCUACUAAGCGACAGAAAUUGGGGGCUAAAGCAUCAGAAAAGCCCGAGAAGGAGGACGCUAAAGGUGCUGAGAAAGCUAAGAAAGAAAAGGAAGCCGAGGAGAAACGUCAAGCGAAGGAGGCGAAGGCGGCCGAGAAGGCCAAGAAAGAAGCCGAAGCAGCUGAGAAACGUCAGAAGAAGGAAGCCGAGGCCGCUGAAAAGGCUAAGAAGAAGGCUGCUGACGAGGCGGCCAAAGCAGCAAAGAUAGCCGAGAAGGAGAAAAAGGAUGCCGCUAAGGAAGCCGCCAGGCGCAAAAAGGAAGAAGCGAAAGGUCGACAGCAAAACAUGCUGGCGGUUUUCGUCCAGCGAGCUCUCAACGCACCCCCGAAGAAGGCUACCGAGCAAAUCACGGAGCCUUCUGUGGAAUCCGAUGUCGCUGCUAGUUCGCCGAAAGCUAAAUCUAAGCCGGAGAAGUCGGCGUACGACCGAGUAUUCCAGCCCUUCUUCGUCAAGCCCGACGUCACGCUAGCUCCACAGCCGUUUGAAAUGGACGACGAGACCAAAGAUGUCAAAUCUAGAAUUCUGGACCAGUACAUUCGUGGCGAGCGAGGCGAAUUCAACCCUAAGCCGUUCAAUCCAGCAGAAACCUUCAACUUGGCAUUCACACGGAAGCGUGGUAUGAUCCCGCCGAGCGUAAAGAGCAUCGUGGAGAGUGUACAUAACGAGGCUGAGCAGGCGGGUACAAAAACAGAGUCACAGGCCAAAAAACUAGCUGAAAACGCUCAAGAACGACUCAACGCCAUCACAAUGAAAUACCUAUCUUUCUACGAAGACGUCAGACCACCGUAUUUCGGAACCGUCACUACGCCUAUCGAGGCCACGAAACUCCGCUUCAUAUCCCGUAGAUCCGUCGGAAAAGUCCUCCCACUGAAUUACGACUAUGAUUCUGAGGCAGAAUGGGUGGAAGACGACGGUGAAGACCUAGACGAUGAAGAUGACGAUGACGAUUCUCAUGAUGGUGAUGGAGAAAUGGAGGACUUCCUCGACGAUUCUGAGGACCAACCUACUACGAUCCGACCAACUUUCCUUGGUGAAAAAGAGCCGGUUAGUACUGGUAUUUGCUUUGAGGAUCAAACGAGACUUGGCCCUUGUCCUACCACAUAUAAGUAUCAGCUCGAGUUCCUACUAGAUACACUCGAACACCAUUCAGGAAUUGAUCCCUUCUCAACUUCUUACUGGCCAGCUCCUGCGAAGAGAGUCACAACGAAGAGCGCAGUUACAUCUACGCCUGCCCCUUCUACAUCUAUGCCUCCGCCUGACGUACCCACAGGCGCUUCGGUGCUUGCUUCGGGUACAGGCAGUUCUCCCCCGGCAGUAGAGAACCAAAACGUAGUUCCAAAGGACGUCUUUGAUGAGUUCAGGCAAGCUAUCAUCAGCGAUGAGCUUAAAGAGUUUACCAAGGGUACGAUUAUAGAGAUGUUGGCGAAGAAGUUCCCCAGCUGUACGAAGACACAAGUGAAAGUGACAUUGGACAAAGUCGCCCACCGUGUUAGUGUCCCGGGUGCGAAGAAGAAUGUUAAGCAAUGGGCACUUCUACCAGCAUAUGCCUUGUGAUUUUGUUUUUGAAUUCGGCACAGCACAUUCACAUUGAGAGGAGUGGCGUUAUGAUACCAAUGCGUGGGAGAAGAGGAAUCUUCUGUUCAGGGGUUUAUGCAUGGCCUAGGUAAGGGGGAGUCACUGCUGUAUUGCAUUGCAUUGCAUUGCACUCCCAGAAGCAAUGGCGGACGCACCAUACAAGCUUUGCUUUUCUUGCAACAUGAAAGGAAAAGCCCACAUUUACUGUACAUUUUGUGUUUGGGAUUGCAAAAUCUCGUCGGCGGGGAUCUUUGCGAGAUCCGGUUUGGCAGGGGGCGAUUCUGGACGGACGGACGGACGGCUGGCUGGUUUUGAGUUUACAGGACAAGGUCAAAAUUAAUGACAUGGAACGAACUGAUUUCGAUUUCAAUGUAUUUCUUUUCUUCUCUUCGGUGACGUGACGUGAUGUUUGUGACGAGUUGCUUUCGUGAUUACAAUGCUUGAUUGUUAUUCUUUUCUUAUGUCUUUGUGUCUUGAUCCUGAAUAAGAUUUGUUGAUUCGACUUUGCAGUUGUAGUUGCAGUUGCUUAAUAGGACAAUUAUCAUAGUG